Molecule: messenger RNA, 2338 nt
Organism: Python bivittatus (Burmese python)
Lineage: Eukaryota; Metazoa; Chordata; Lepidosauria; Squamata; Pythonidae
Source: RefSeq, a predicted model, not a curated record
AUGCAGCAGACUUUGCUCCUCUUUUAUUGGGAAGAAACAGCAAAAACAGCGCCUCCGGCCCGUAAAAGCCACAGGAAGGGUCGCCGCCCGCUUCGCUGGACCGCGGGUGGGAAGGCGACGAGGGUGGCACCCAAAGCGGACCCGCCCCUGCAGCUCUCAAAACCGAAGCAAACGCGCUUUCGCCCGGGCGCCGUAGGACGCCUUGCUCCGCUGCGCGCGCCUCUUCUAGAUUUCGUCAGUGUGUUCUGGGAGCACCACUGUUCAAGAAUCAUGAAGCCCUGGAGGUUGGCAUCUGAGGCUUCGUCUCGAGAGAAACAUCAGUGUAAUAUGGCAGGCUCCUUUCAGCUUUACAAGAAGAGUACCUUUCCUUCACUUUUGGACUCUUAUUUACCUCUUAAUUGCCAGAAUCAGAACAGAGCAAAUUGGCAAAAAACAGAAAGAAACAAUAAAGAGCAGAGAAGGAAUAACAGCCGAGUUUUAAGCGAGGAAGAGAAGGAUGAACUCGUCAAGCAAGCUCUACUGGAAAAGCAUCAUCUUGAAACCUACAAGAAUCUUUAUAAGAUAAGAAAUAUCUUAUAUGAACGCUACAAGACUUUAUUGGAUGAGAAGGUGCUAAAGCAGCGCAUUCAGAUCAAGGCAUUUGAUCUCAAACUCCAACAACAACUUAAACACAAAGAACAAAAGUGUAUCCCUCGUCGUAAACUGCCUUUCUGCAAGCUGUCUCAUGAUAUGAAGUACUUGGAGUCCAUUUCACAGUCAAGCAGCUACUUGGUUACCGGAUUGCAGAAUGAACUAACUAAACUUGGACUCAUAAGGAACCAGCAAGAUUAUGAAAACUUUUGGAAAUGUGCUUGGAAGGAGGUUCCUGGCUCAAAGCUCAGGGAGAAGCUUCCUGAUAUAAAAGCAAGAAUGUUGGCUGCUAAGCCUUUACUUUUCUCUACUCCAUCCGGAAUCAAUCCACCGCAGCACGUUAAAAGCUUUACGAGUAGCAGGCUGAAAAAAGGAGCUGGCCAUGGUAACCCAAAGCUUGAGGACCACUGUACUAAGGCCACAUAUCUUCAGUUGCAGUCUGUGGAUAUUUGCCAGCCAUCAACUCAUAUGAAAAUGAAGAUGAAAAGCCAACAACAAAUGGAGCAAAUGUUUCCCAAGUUCCUGCUUUCUGAUGUGCAGAAAAAGCAUUGUGAGCCAUUGAAAUCUCAGCAGGUGGUGUGUUCUUCAGCUGCUCUUCACCAGAAGGAAUCGCAUAAAAGAAGGAAACAUGAAAUGCAUCUUCACUGCUUGCAUCAUUUGUAUUACUUUUCCCUUAUUAACACAGCACUAUCCAAGAGGCUUCUAAAGCAAAAUGGCCAGUUUUCAGAUGUCAGGACAGAGCAAAGUGUCCAUGAUCUGAUGGAGUAUUUGUUUCCAAAUUCUCGAAAACAUUCUGGAGUGAAAUGCAAUAAAAGGAUAAUAGAAGAAAACACAAUUCCAUGUUUAAUUCGUGCAAAGCAGCAAGAAAUACAUCAGAAAAACUCUCCCAAAGUGCUCAGAAUUCCAAAAGAAAAGAAAAUGUUGAAGCAAGAGAAGCAUGUUGAUGCGGUUGAAGAUCAGAAAUCAUCUGCUGUUGGCCAGCAGGACAUUACUGCUAUGCCUUUAACUCUGGAAGAUGUUGCCCUUUACCAUCCUGUAAUGGAAGCCAAGCAAGUAGGCAAAUAUUGGAUAAACUAUGCUGGCAAAAAUUCCUUCAACCAUGAAAUAUAUUAAGUACAGAUAAGGUCCUGUGAAAACAUUUUAUGGAUUAUUUUGAUCAACAUUAGUCAUACGUGUAUGUGCACUGUAUCCUUCUUAAACCGCCCUUUUCAUUAUAAUCAAUUUUCUCUAAAUAUGACUUUUUGAUAUACAUUCAUUCUUACCAACUGUGAACAGUUUCACAUUUUUAAUUGUUGUGUUGCUCUCAUAAGUAUUGCUCAGGUCUCCAAGAGCAUCACUAUGGCUCUUUAUAUUUUCCAGUAAACAUAUUUCAAAUAAAUUCCAUUUUGUGCAAGCUGAUACUCUAACUCAUAUUUCCAUGAAUGAAGAGGAAGAAGAAUCCUUGAAUGAUUGUGUUUUCUUGACUGCUCCUAAAUAUGCUUUCUUGCCAGUAUGUCCACAUACUAAGGAUUGUCUAUCAGAGAUUCUUUCAGCUCUGACUGAGGUCAUUGCCUUCUCCACAUCUACGCAAGAGGUGAUGAAAAACAUACCAGGCUGGCUGAAAUGCAUGCUUCAUAAGCACUAUGUGGCCUUUUUCACUGAAGCUGAUAGUUUCUGAACAGGGAGGAGUUUUCAGCACUCAGCAAACUGUUCAGAAGUACCUUUCAGG